GAAGGAAAAUCUCUCCUCCUUUUCUUCUUUAUAAAAAAGAAAAGAAAAUAUCAAAGAUUAUCAUAAUUCAUACGUUUCGUCGCAGCUGCAAGAAGAUGAGACGAACGAAUACGAAUGGUAAAACGCAGGGGAACGAAACCCAAAACUCUCUCUCUCUCUGUAUCACUCUAUUACACUGCAAAUGAAAAGAGACGAGAAUCUCAUUUUUAUUACAUCUAAAUACCCCCAGCAGUAGCUGCAGCAGAUUUCAGGCGCUUCUCAUGAAUGAUAUAAUACUAGUUUCUGUUUCUGUUUCGUAACUCCAAGGAGCUUUGGAGUUUGAGCAGAGAGAGAGAGAGAGAGAGAGGAGUAUUCGUUUUUUGGGUUUUGGGCUGUUUGGAAGGUGAGAGUGUUUGGAUGAGAAUGAGUAGUUGGUUGGGAUUUUCACUGUCGGGACAGCAGAUUGGUGGGGUUGGUGAUGGAGGGUCGAGAAGAGAAGGAGAAGAGGGGGGAGGAGGAGGAGGUUGUUAUGAAGGAUAUGGAGGAGGAGGAGGAGAGGAGGAAGGGUUUUCUCAUAUGUCUGGAAUGCCUUUAAGGUCUGAUGGGUCUCUUUGUAUGAUGGAAGCUUUCAGAAGAUCUACUGCUGGAGAUUGGAGAUAUGAACAUUCCAUCCCCACCACAGCAACCUCUGGCACGAAUCCCGACACAGAUGGUCCCAAGCUGGAAGAUUUCUUAGGUGGAUAUUCCAAUACUACCCCUGACAAUACCCACAAUAACACCUCUACCCAACCACCUCUCUCUUCCUUCAACCACCAACCCUACUAUCAAAACCCUAGCCCUAGAAUCAAUGUCAAUGUUCCACCAACAUCUUUCAACACCACCCCAAUUGAGAGAGAUGACUACAACAUCCAAACCUCAUCUCCUUUAAUCCCAGCCUUCCAUCAUCAGGCCCACCAUCAGAAUUACACUGAGAGCAGCCAACCACUAAUCCCCUCAGCUCAUCUCCAAAACCCGAACAACAUCUACCAUGUCCCGAUCGACGGUGGUGGUGGUGCCACGUCGAUUGCAGGAUUCAAGUCGUGGUUGAGGCAGGGACAGUUCCCGGCCGAUAAGUCUCCGGCCGGCAGCGAUGUUGCUGAUAAGUGUAAUUUCCAGUCAUUGACGCUGUCGAUGAGCCCGGGCCCACAGGGAGGCGGUGGGACGGCUGGGAUAGCUUGCGUCGUGCCGUCGCCGAUGGCGGCGGAGAAUCGGAAAAGACCCGUCGGGAAAUCCAUCGGGAGAGACCCGAUUCCAAGGAAAUCAAUAGAUACAUUCGGGCAACGGACUUCUCAGUAUCGUGGUGUUACAAGGCAUAGAUGGACAGGAAGAUAUGAAGCCCAUCUAUGGGACAACAGCUGUAGGAAGGAAGGACAAACAAGGAAAGGAAGGCAAGUUUAUCUUGGGGGAUACGAUAAGGAAGAAAAGGCUGCUCGGGCGUAUGAUUUAGCUGCACUCAAGUACUGGGGCCCCACAACUCAUAUAAAUUUCCCGCUGAGCACAUAUGAGAAGGAGCUUGCUGAGAUGAAGAACAUGACAAGACAAGAAUUUGUAGCCAACUUAAGAAGGAAAAGCAGUGGUUUUUCAAGAGGUGCAUCUGUCUACAGAGGGGUGACUAGGCAUCAUCAACAUGGAAGAUGGCAAGCGAGAAUAGGAAGGGUUGCAGGCAACAAGGACUUGUACUUGGGAACAUUCAGCACCCAAGAAGAGGCAGCUGAAGCCUACGACAUUGCAGCCAUCAAAUUCCGAGGCAUCAGUGCAGUGACCAACUUCGACAUUAGCAAGUACGACGUGAAGCGCAUAUGCUCAAGCACAACCCUCAUCGCCAGCGAUCUAGCGAAGCGAUCUCCAAAGGAUUCUUCCUCUGCUGCCACAUCAGACGACCAGGAUCAUCCCUCCCUGUGCCCUCAGGCCCCACUUGCAAUAACAGCCAGCACCACUGAAGAAAUGCAGAACAUAACAUGGAACAACGAUCAGCAACAACACUACAAACCCAGUUCAUCAAAUCCAAUGAUGAACGAGUCAGGUCAGCUAGUGUCCUCAUCAGACCAGGACAGCCCAAAACAAUCGUCAGCUAUCCACCAAAAUGACAACAAUGGACGGAAAUUGGCAAUGACGUCGGCGUUCUAUGAUGGUCAUGGAUAUAACAAUGGUAGCGGCGGAGGAGAUUUCACACAGUCGAUCUUCUUCCCACCGCCUGGAUUGAAGUAUGAGAAUGGUAAGGGUGGUAAUGAUAGCGGGAGCAGCGAUGGCGGGAAUGGGAAUUGGAUGCCAGCGGCCCGACCCAUGCCUGUGGUGCAUCAGCUUCCUAUGUUUGCUUUAUGGAAUGAAUGAGAGAGGUGGAGUGGGAGAGAGUUGUAAUCAGACAAGGAUUCCAUAAAAGAAGAAAAUAGUAGAGAGAGGGUGAUAGAAUGUUAGUAGAAAAAACAUUCCAAUUUUCCUUGUAUAUGAAUAUGGGAUUACAGCUUUGUUUCA
This is a messenger RNA of Magnolia sinica, 2490 nucleotides long. RefSeq names its product AP2-like ethylene-responsive transcription factor AIL1. Gene Ontology annotation, biological process: regulation of DNA-templated transcription. NCBI's taxonomy places the organism in Eukaryota, Viridiplantae, Streptophyta, Magnoliopsida, Magnoliales, Magnoliaceae. The record is from RefSeq and is a predicted model, not a curated record. The coding region runs from base 397 to 2349 and encodes 650 amino acids. Gene Ontology annotation, molecular function: DNA binding; DNA-binding transcription factor activity. The transcript is spliced from 9 exons.